Molecule: messenger RNA, 2122 nt
Organism: Sinocyclocheilus grahami
Lineage: Eukaryota; Metazoa; Chordata; Actinopteri; Cypriniformes; Cyprinidae
Product: probable E3 ubiquitin-protein ligase HERC3
Exons: 17
Biological process (GO): ubiquitin-dependent protein catabolic process; protein ubiquitination
Cellular component (GO): cytoplasm
Molecular function (GO): ubiquitin protein ligase activity
Source: RefSeq, a predicted model, not a curated record
AUUAACAAGGUUCCAUGAUUUUCGAAACAGUCAGUAGUUUCGCUCUCGUUUUGUCUUUAUAUUUAACGAGAGUGUGUUAUUCGUCAGUCCGGGGCUGCAGAGCCGCGCUGCUGGAGUCUGAUCGUCUCAUCCGUCAGCUGUGAUCAUGUUGUGUUUUUGGGGAGCGCAGGUCAGAGAGGGGCUCGGGCUGGUGCCGCCGGACAAAGUCAAACAUGGCAAUUCUGGAAUACGGUCCGUGUGUCCGACAACAAAAGUUCAGGACAUGUCAGCUGGACGGAGUUUUGUUGGAUUCAUCCGGGAUGGGAAGGUCUCGGUCCUGAGAUUGCGCAGUGAAGACUGUGAUCAUGAUGGAAAACUAAAGCCUCUAAAGCUAAAGAAUGACAGAAUCAGACUGAUUGUCUGUGGAGGAGAUGGUGCGGUUCUUCUUGCUUAUGGAGGAAAAGUUCUCAUUCUGGAUAAACCCACUGUGUGGAGGCCUCUCAAAGGUCUGGAUAACAGGCAGGUGAUUCAGAUCGCAUGUGGAGACCAUCAUUCAAUGGCACUAACCCACGAUGGUCAGUUGUUGGUAUGGGGUGAGAACUCUCAUGGUCAGCUGGGUUUAGAGAAAGAUCAUCCCGGCUCUCCGUCUGCUCAACAUGUUCAGAGUCUGAGUGGGAUCCCACUGGCUCAGAUCAGUGCUGGAGGAGACCACAGCUUUGGGUUGUCUCUCUCUGGAGUCGUGUUUGGAUGGGGAAAGAACUCUGCUGGACAACUGGGCCUCGGAGACACUACAGACAGACACAUCCCAACGGUUGUAAAUAGUCUUCACCGGAAGAAAACUGUGUCCAUCUCAUGUGGAGGGGAACACACUGCUACUUUAUCAAAGGGCGGCACAGUAUUCACAUUUGGAUCAGGAGGUUCUGGUCAGCUUGGCCACAAAUCAUUUAAAGACGAACAUCAUCCGCGGGUGGUUGCUGAACUGUGGGGAUCUGAAGUGUCACAGGUCACAUGUGGGAGACAUCACACACUCGUAUCAGUCGCAUCGUCAAAGCUGAUCUACUCAUUUGGAUGUGGGAUGCAAGGGCAGCUGGGAAAUGGAAAAAUUAUCAAUAAGUCUGUGCCUUUCCCUGUGAAUCUGUCAACUGAAUGUAAUCAUGAUUAUACGAUUGAAAAACUCAUAGCUGGGGAGAAUCAUUCCUUUGCCUUGUUUUUCAAGGAACCUGGGAAUGAGUCUAAACCAAAUCCAAGCAGAGGGAUUUUGACAUUAGAUGACAGAAUGAUUGACCGAUGGCUGUCUGGAAGGGAUCCAUGGAAAGUGGUAAAAAAAGACAUAAACAAAGUGUUCUCCUCUGCUGCCUCUCUGAAUGGAAGUUUCCUCAAAACAAGUCGUGACGAACAUUAUCAGACUUCUGAGGAUCAUUGUGGUUUGGAUUUUGAUCUGGUUAAAACAUCCUUUGCAAAGUUAUCAAAGAAUGAAAGGUCAAUAUCAGAGGUAGUGAAGGUGGUUCAACAGAUGCUGCCGUCUCUGAAUCCAAAUCCAGCUGGUGUGGAAGCUCUGAGAGUUUAUCUUCUCCUCCCUGAGCUCAUCAGACGUCUCCAGAAACAACAAAGAACUGAACUCACUGAAGCUCUGGCCUCCAAAAUCCUUCAGCUGAAUCCUGAUGCUCGCAAGGUGUUAGAGAUGAACUGGUCCAAACUCCCGGAUGAUUGCCUCAAAGGCCUGGUGAAGUUAUUUAAAAAAGCAUCUGCUAAUUUAAUUGGCAGGAUGGCUGCUGACACUAUGAACUGGGACAUAAUGACACGCCUGCCGAAAUUUGUGCAGAUCCUUCAGAUGGUGUAUCAGGUCUGCUGCAGAGCCAACAGAAACAUCACCAAGAGUGAUUUCAUCAUUAAUGAAAUCAAUGAUCUGCUAGAUGUGCUGGAAACCACCAAUGAAGAUGUGAGUAACAAUUUGCAGUGGUUUAACUUGACUGGACAAAUCCAUGCAUUGAUGGCCCAGCAAAACUACUAUAAUACGAUCUUAAAAAAUCUCAUAUCACUUCCAUGCAUCUUUAACCUGGAGGCCAAAUGUAGCUAUAUGAAGAACAGAGUAUGGCAGGGUAGUUUUAAUCUGAUUCUGAGACGUACAGCUCUGCUGGAGGAU